This is a messenger RNA of Nycticebus coucang (slow loris), 2157 nucleotides long. RefSeq names its product protein kinase C substrate 80K-H (gene PRKCSH). Gene Ontology annotation, cellular component: glucosidase II complex. The record is from RefSeq and is a predicted model, not a curated record. Bases 218 to 1810 code for a protein of 530 amino acids. Gene Ontology annotation, biological process: N-glycan processing; liver development. NCBI's taxonomy places the organism in Eukaryota, Metazoa, Chordata, Mammalia, Primates, Lorisidae. The transcript is spliced from 18 exons. Gene Ontology annotation, molecular function: protein binding; calcium ion binding.
CUUUUCUCUAAGGCUUUACAGUCCUGCCCAAGAUGGCCGUCUGGAUUCUGGCACCGCCCCUCCGCCCUGCGCUUGCCUCUCCGCGCAUGGCGGCUCUGAGCCGCGGUUCCCGGUACGCGACGUAAGACCGGAAGUAACCGUGGAGUCACAGUGCAUCUCUCCGCAGCCUGUUUCCUCCGAUAGAACCCGUUUCUGGGCUCAGAGCCUCCAGUAAAAGAUGUUGAUGCUGCCGCUGCUGCUGCUACCCCUUAGCUGCGCAGUGGAGGUCAAGAGGCCCCGGGGCGUCUCCCUCACCAACCAUCACUUCUACGACGAGUCCAAGCCUUUCACUUGCCUGGAUGGUUCGGCCACUAUCCCCUUUGAUCAGGUCAACGAUGACUACUGUGACUGCAAGGAUGGCUCAGAUGAGCCAGGUACAGCUGCCUGUCCUAAUGGCAGCUUCCAUUGCACCAAUACUGGCUACAAGCCCCUGUAUAUCUCUUCCAGCCGGGUCAAUGAUGGAAUUUGCGACUGUUGUGAUGGGACAGAUGAAUACAACAGCGGCAUCGUCUGUGAGAACACCUGCAAAGAGAAGGGCCGUAAGGAGAGAGAGUCUCUACAGCAGAUGGCAGAGGUCACCCGCGAGGGGUUCCGCCUAAAGAAGAUCCUUAUUGAGGACUGGAAGAAGGCCCGAGAGGAGAAGCAGCAAAAGCUCAUUGAGCUCCAGGCUGGAAAGAAGUCUCUGGAAGACCAGGUGGAGAUGCUGAGGACAGUGAAGGAGGAGGCUGAGAAGCCAGAGAAGGAGGCCAAAGAACAGCACCAGAAGAUGUGGGAAGAGCAGCUGGCUGCCACCAGGGCUCAGAGGGAGCAGGAGCUGGCAGCUGAUGCCUUCCAGGAACUGGAUGACAACAUGGACGGGUUAGUAUCCGUGGCUGAGCUCCAGACCCAUGUGGAACUGGACACAGAUGGGGAUGGGGCACUCUCCGAAGCAGAAGCCCAGACCCUCCUCGGGGGUGAAACGCAGGUGGAUCCCGCCUCCUUCUAUGACCGUGUCUGGGCUGUCAUCAAGGACAAGUACCGGUCUGAGGCACUGCCUACUGACCUGCCAGCGCCGUCUGCCCCUGACGUGACAGAGCCUAAGGAGGAGCAUCCCCCAGUGCCCUCAUCACCCACGGAGGAGGAGGAGGAGGGGGAGGCAGCUGAGGAAGAGGCUGAGGAGGAGGAAGAGGAAGAAGAUGAUUCCGAGGAGGCCCCAUCCCCGCUUGGCCCCCCCCAGCCUGCCAGCCCCACUGCUGCCCAGGAGGACAAGAUGCCGCCCUACAGUGAGCAGACACAGGCCUUGAUCGAUGCUGCCCAGGAGGCCCGAAACAAGUUUGAGGAGGCUGAGCGUUCCUUGAAGGACAUGGAAGAAUCCAUCAGGAACCUAGAGCAGGAGAUUUCCUUUGAUUUUGGCCCCAACGGGGAGUUCGCCUACCUGUACAGCCAGUGCUACGAGCUCACCACCAACGAAUACGUCUACCGGCUCUGCCCCUUUAAGCUGGUCUCACAAAAACCCAAACUUGGUGGCUCCCCCACCAAUCUUGGCACUUGGGGCUCAUGGGCUGGCCCUGACCAUGACAAGUUCAGUGCCAUGAAGUAUGAGCAGGGCACAGGCUGCUGGCAGGGCCCCAACCGAUCUACCACGGUGCGCCUCCUGUGCGGGAAGGAAACCGUGGUGAUCAGUACCACAGAGCCUAGUCGCUGUGAGUACCUCAUGGAGUUGAUGACACCAGCUGCCUGCCUGGAGCCACCACCUGAGCCACCAGCCGAUGGUGACCAUGAUGAGCUCUAGCCACACAGGCGCAGAGAACCUCGAGAAGGCAUAAAAGCAGCCCUCAGCUCUUGUGCCCACCUGCCCCUGUGUCUGUGGAUCACUGAUCAGACCUGCCUCUGGGUCUCCUGCUCUCCCUCAUGGGGGCAGGACCCUCGUGGACUUCGUGUCUUGCUCUCGGAGCCCAGGUGGGGCUGAGCCAUGUUCCCAGGCCUCAGUGGCCUGCAAAGAUGGGAUAAAGGAGCUCACCCUCCCUGGGCCCCCCACCCUAGUGGCCAUGCCCCUGCCCACUGCCUGGUCUCCCCUCCUGGUGGGGACACGUGAAUGACUGUGACCUCAAACCAAUAAAUGUGAUCCCCCCACCCAAA